ACCCACCAAGUUGAAACAAGGAGUAAUGAUAUUUUGAUAUUUGUGGUUUCGCGACGGAGAAGCAGAGGAAAGUGAAAGCAUGUGGUGAGGUGACAAAGUUGACUUGGGCAUUGACUUUCUUCGAACCCUAAUCUCAUUUCUCAAAUGAUUCACCCUUGAUUCGAUCCAUCGAACGAGACUCCGUCUCUCCAUCUCUUCCCCAAUCGCAGGCCAUGCGACCUUGCUCCUCCGCCAUUGCCCUCUCCAGAGAGGUCUCCCUUUUCAUUUUCGCUUCCCUAUCUAUCGAUUUCUCAAACCAUGCCUUCCUCCGAUGCCCAUACCGCCGCCGCCCCUAAUAUCGUCCCCAAAUGUAUUCUCUUUAAUGCCGCCUCUGGUGCUUCCGCCGGAGUUAUUGCUGCUACGUUUGUGUGUCCUUUAGAUGUUAUCAAAACUAGGUUUCAGGUUCAUGGUGUGCCCCACUUCGCUAAUGGAACUGUUAAAGGCAGUGUAAUAGUCAGCAGUUUACAACAGAUCUUUCACAAGGAGGGGUUACGUGGCAUGUACCGUGGAUUGGCUCCUACUGUGCUAGCUUUGCUUCCAAAUUGGGCGGUUUAUUUUACUAUGUAUGAGCAGCUCAAAAGCCUUCUACAUUCUGAUGAUGAAAACCAUCAUCACCUUCCGGUCGGAGCUAAUAUGGCAGCUGCUGCUGGGGCUGGAGCUGCAACUACCUUGUUUACAAAUCCACUCUGGGUUGUCAAGACUAGGCUUCAAACCCAGGGAAUGAGACCCGUUGUUGUACCAUAUAAGAGCACACUAUCUGCGUUGAGGAGAAUUGCACAUGAGGAGGGCAUACGGGGGCUGUACAGUGGCCUUGUACCUGCUCUAGCUGGUAUCAGUCAUGUUGCCAUUCAAUUCCCGAUGUAUGAAACAAUAAAAUUUUAUUUAGCAAAUCAAGAUGACGCAGCAGUUGAUAAACUUGGUGCACGUGAUGUUGCUAUUGCUUCAUCAGUCUCCAAAAUUUUUGCAUCCACAUUGACAUAUCCCCAUGAGGUUGUACGUUCCAGAUUGCAAGAACAAGGGCAUCACUCAGAGAAACGAUACUCUGGUAUGACAGAUUGUAUUAAAAAGGUUUUUCAACAAGAAGGCAUACCUGGUUUUUACCGAGGAUGUGCCACCAACCUUUUGAGGACAACACCAGCUGCUGUAAUCACAUUCACCAGCUUUGAAAUGAUACACCGUUUUCUUGUUUCACAUUUUCCUUCUGAUCCACAACCUCAUAUUUUGUGAUAUGAUUGAUAAUAGGCAUGGUCAUUUAUCAUUUAUAGCAGUAGAUCAAAAACAUUAGCAAGUCCUGACAAUGCAUAUACCAUUCUUUAUAUUUUUAGUUAUAUUAAGGUAGAUCAACACAUUGGUUUCCCUGGACAAGCUUCUGCAAGGUUAUUAUUAUCUUUGUACUAUGUAGGGAGACCAAUGGAUAAUUAUAGAUUUGAGCAUGAUAAUGACGAUAAAGAUGAUAGUGGCAUGAGACUAUGAGGAUGUCAUUUAUUUUAUUUGGAUACUGCUGAAUAAUCUUAUUUUAUUAUUUUAAAACCCCACAACUAUUGCUGCUUCA
Molecule: messenger RNA, 1591 nt
Organism: Lathyrus oleraceus (garden pea)
Lineage: Eukaryota; Viridiplantae; Streptophyta; Magnoliopsida; Fabales; Fabaceae
Product: nicotinamide adenine dinucleotide transporter 1, chloroplastic
Exons: 9
Coding region: 298-1266 (322 amino acids)
Biological process (GO): nucleotide transport; transmembrane transport
Source: RefSeq, a predicted model, not a curated record